UCUCAAUUGAAUCAUGUCUGGACGCGGCAAAACCGGCGGCAAGGCUAGAGUCAAGGCUAAGACCCGAUCAUCCCGGGCCGGGCUACAGUUCCCGGUGGGUCGUGUCCACAGGCUGCUCCGCAAAGGCAACUACGGCGAGCGUAUCGGUGCCGGCGCUCCUGUCUACCUGGCGGCAGUGCUCGAGUACUUGACUGCUGAAAUCUUGGAGUUAGCCGGCAACGCAGCUCGCGACAAUAAGAAAACAAGGAUCAUCCCCCGCCAUUUGCAGCUCGCCGUCCGCAACGACGAGGAGCUCAACAAACUCCUUGGCGGAGUGACUAUUGCACAGGGCGGUGUCCUACCCAACAUCCAGGCUGUCCUUCUGCCAAAGAAGACCGAGAAGGCUGCCAAGAAGUAAGACUGUUGCCUGCAAGGAAGACCCCCACAACGGCUCUUUUAAGAGCCACCCACUUAUCCGUAAUGAGCUUGUUUCCAUCGAAGAGUAUUUUGAUAACAGUAUCUUAGUAAG
Nerophis lumbriciformis (worm pipefish) is the source of this 508-nucleotide messenger RNA. Its product is annotated as histone H2A-like. The record is from RefSeq and is a predicted model, not a curated record. Gene Ontology annotation, cellular component: nucleosome. Lineage: Eukaryota; Metazoa; Chordata; Actinopteri; Syngnathiformes; Syngnathidae. Gene Ontology annotation, molecular function: protein heterodimerization activity; DNA binding; structural constituent of chromatin.